CGAAUAAAUAAUUAAUUAAUUACAAUAAUUUUCCAUUGGCAUUUGGCAUUUACAAAACGCUAUCCAAAUUCAGAGGCUGGCUACCAUCACCUCAAAUGGAUUUACUAAGGUGCCAUUUGACACACCGGGUUUAUAAUUUGCCUCCCAAAAUUCACUGCAUCCUCGAGGAUCUAGUGCCCAAUCGGGGCUUCAGUAGAGUAGGAAGGCCCCCGCGUCGCCUUGGUGUGUCGGGACCUGAUACUUUUGUUCAUGUUUCUCCCAAAAGUAGGCGCAGCAUCUUAAUUUGUCACCCAACACUUUUAAACUACUUUUCAAGGUAACUUUCUGCAUGAUUACUCUUUAAUUUCAAUUAGCAAUUAGGAAAACAACUCCCACAAUUGAACUUGUCUCCUUGGCGUGUCCUUUGUACCAUUGAUGAUCAUAGGGGGCCUAACGUGCAUCACGUUCUAAAAGAAAAAGAGCCGCCACUCAUUGAAGGGUACGUAACGUAUAUAUAUACAUAUACUUAGAUGAUAGAUAUGAUGACCAGAAGUGUCUGACUCCGGUCCAGGAAUUGGUGAGGUUAGCAAUAAAAUAAUACAAAGCAUCACCACCCGCCAGCCACCGUUUCCAUAAGUACCAAAGUACCAACAUAUAUAUAUUCAAAGUCGUGACAAGUUGGGGUACCUUCACCGUUCCUUCCUCCUCCAGUACUCAUGGACACAUUGAUUCAUCACAUGUCUUUUACCAAUGCUUGCUUUUAGCUUCGCCCGAGUUUGGAUACAAGUCAUGCAAACUUUUCUUUUGAUUUUGUUUUGACGUCUCCAUUUUGUGAUCAUGCACUCCCCUCGCCUCUGCUCCUUCGCAGGAUUUUCCUCCUGUUCUUUUAGCAUCAGAUAUUUUUGCACAUUCCAAUAGCUGCUACACAAACAUACUCUUCAACAAACAGGAGAAAUUGAAACAAGGAUAGCUGCACCAAAUAUAUUUUCUGUCUGAUUUAUACAUCAAAGAAUAAUUGAAGGUGAAUUAGAAUAAUUAUAAGAUGGGUUUCUGGACACUGUUCGAGGUGGCUUCCAUGCCAAUUUUGCAAGUACUGAUAAUAAGCGUGUUGGGAGCUUUCAUGGCAACUGAUCACUGCAAACUUCUUUCAGCAGACACCCGGAGAUCCUUGAAUAAGCUUGUGUUCGUGGUGUUUACCCCCUCGCUCAUGUUUGCAAGUCUUGCCAAGACUGUCACGCUCCAAGACAUUAUUUCAUGGUGGUUUAUGCCUGUAAAUAUUGGGAUUACCUUUCUAGUGGGAGGAAUUGUUGGAUGGAUUGUGGUUAAGAUACUGAGACCAAAGCCUCAUCUGGAGGGUCUUAUCAUUGCUACAUGUUCAUCUGGGAACUUGGGAAAUCUUCUCCUUAUAGUCGUCCCUGCAGUCUGCAAUGAGGAUGGAAGCCCGUUUGGGAAUCGUAAUGUUUGCAGCUCAGUGGGACUUUCAUACGCAUCUUUCUCCAUGGCGCUUGGUGGUUUCUACGUCUGGACUAUCACUUACCAAAUGGUAAAAACUUCAGCUGUAAAAUUCAAAGCACUUGAAGCGGCUGAGGACUUGGCUUCAAAAGAACCCAACAAGAACUUAGAUGCCACAGCCGAAAGUCACCUUCUGAAAGGAAAAGGUCAUCAAGAGCAAGUUGCUAUAACAGCGGCAACAAAGUCCGUUGUAGAUCCAGAGAAGCAAUUGAAUGUAUCCCAAGAAACUGGGCCCAAUGAAAAAGGGCAGGCAUCGUUCUGGAUUAAAGUGGUCAGGUUUCUUCAUCAGAUUUUGGAAGAGCUCAUGGCACCUCCAACGCUUGGUGCAAUUUUGGGUUUCAUCUUUGGGGCGACCACGUGGCUGAGAAACCUUAUAAUUGGUGAGGGGGCUCCACUACGGGUAAUCCAAGACUCCAUUAAACUGCUAGGGGAUGGAACGAUUCCUUGUAUCACCCUCAUACUAGGAGCCAACUUGAUUCAAGGUUUACGUUCAUCGGCAAUUAAACCUUUGAUUAUCGUGGGAGUGGUCUGUGUUCGAUACGUUAUUCUCCCAGCUGUUGGCAUUUGGAUUGUUAAAGCAGCCGGGAACCUUGGCUUCCUGCCACCGGACCCUUUGUUCCACUACGUACUGAUGAUUCAGUUUACUGUGCCACCUGCCAUGAAUAUUGGUACCAUGACCCAGCUUUUUGAUGUGGGUCAAGAGGAGUGCUCGGUCCUCUUCCUGUGGACGUACUUGGCUGCUGCCCUAGCACUCACCACCUGGUCAACAGUGUUCAUGUGGAUCUUGACCUGAAAGCCCCCAACCCAACCUAGGAAAGCCCAAAAGAAAGAGCCAUCUCCAAUCAGAUUCUUUUCUCUCGUUUGUUUUAGAUACAAACACUAUUACUAUAUAUGCUACCCGUCAUUUCUUUUUGUUUUAGUCAUGUCAACUUGCGUGGAUAACAGCGGAGGUCAAAGGGCUUCCAUAGCGUGGACAUAUACGUACAUAGGCGUAGUGAGUUGAAAAACCGAAAAACAAGACCGAGAGUACACAUCUCAAGCAGAAGAAAAGCCUUGUGCUGUCCUUUCUGUGUCUGGGGGCACAAGGUAUUUUGUAUGUAAAAUUGUAUUAGCUCGUGAUAUUCAUUUCAAUAUCAUCAUAUAGUUGGAUUCUUUCUCUUUUAGCUUUUGGUUGAAACUUGAAUGAAAUGCAACUUUAUGUA
Theobroma cacao (cacao) is the source of this 2693-nucleotide messenger RNA. RefSeq names its product Auxin efflux carrier family protein. The record is from RefSeq and is a predicted model, not a curated record. Gene Ontology annotation, biological process: endoplasmic reticulum to cytosol auxin transport. Gene Ontology annotation, cellular component: membrane. NCBI's taxonomy places the organism in Eukaryota, Viridiplantae, Streptophyta, Magnoliopsida, Malvales, Malvaceae.